UGAGAUGUACUGCAUAAGACGGAUGACGAGGGUUUCGUAAGCUCUCGGAGCUCCCCCUAUGCGUCACUGGUACAAAACGCCAGCGGAAGACGAGGAUAAGGACCAUCAAAAACGAUAACAGCGACAACAAAAAGCAUGGCGGCAUCAGCAUACAAAUCGCCCCUGACAGGUUUCGAUAACGCGGCGCCCCUCCCUCAGGAUCAAUACAACUCUGAUGGCAAGUCGUUGUACAAUCCUCCGGGGCCAAGGUCGGCCGCCUAUGACGAAUCGCCUACGUUCGAUUUUCAUAUAUACUACAUGCAGAGCGACCCUGCACAGGCGCAGUAUGCCAAGGAACUUCAUGAACGCGUGAGGCGGGAAUUUCCCGAGCUGCGAAUAUAUAAAUUCUGGGACAAGCCCGUAGGACCCCAUCCUGUCGCCAUGUUCGAGGUGAACACCUUCAACCCUCAUCAAACAGGGGCGUUGUUCUCCUGGCUGGUGCUGAAUCGUGGACCAUGCUCCGUCCUUGUACAUCCCAACACUGAGGACGCGUACGGCGAUCACACAGAGCGCGCGACUUGGCUUGGCAGGCAGUGGCCUCUCAACGUCGAUCUUUUGCGCGGGCACUAGCGGAUGGCACCUUCCCGCCGUCUUCCAUUAUUUCUUGUGCUUCUGAGCGCACCGGAUCCCCACCUCCCCCUGUAUCAUAUAUCACUCGCAAACAUCAACCUAUGACGGAUGUUUCUAAAAGCAUUCUAGACACGUUCUCAAAUACCGGGCCACCUUGAAUCAUACGCCGCAAUUCAAAUCCCG
Messenger RNA from Punctularia strigosozonata HHB-11173 SS5, 792 nucleotides. RefSeq lists its product as uncharacterized. Bases 136 to 609 code for a protein of 157 amino acids. NCBI's taxonomy places the organism in Eukaryota, Fungi, Basidiomycota, Agaricomycetes, Corticiales, Punctulariaceae. The transcript is spliced from 5 exons. The record is from RefSeq and is a predicted model, not a curated record.